AUGGCCAAUACAAACUAUACCUCAAUAAACGACAGGGAGCUGUCGUACAUCGAGGUUCCAGAAUAUAAUGAUAAAGAAUUGGUUGGAGGUGAUGACUAUGUCAAGAAUGUGUUCAGAUCUCCUGUCAAAAGAUCACUAAACUAUGUCAAAGGAUUAUUUCCUUUCAUGGAAUGGUUUCCACAUUAUCCAUCACAUCCUGAUUGGAUUCUAUCCGACUUCAUUACUGGAGUGACGGUGGCCAUCGUUUUAGUUCCACAGUCGAUGUCUUACGCCAAAUUAGCAGAGUUGAGUCCUGAAUAUGGUCUCUAUUCUGCUUUUAUUGGUGUGUUCUUCUACUUCAUCUUCGCUACUUCAAGAGAAAUCUGUAUUGGACCCGUGGCAGUCUUGAGUACAGAAGUGGGUAAAAUUGUCACCAGGGUUCAGGCCAAAUAUGGAGAUGAGUUCACAGCAAACGAAAUAGCCACCACGUUGGCCCUCAUCAGCGGAGGUAUCGUUCUCGGUAUUGGCUUGUUAAGAUUAGGCUUUAUUGUUGAGCUUAUCUCAUUACCUGCUAUUUUAGCAUUCACAACUGGUUCUGCAUUCAAUAUUGUCACGGGACAAUUAGCAGGAUUGAUGGGAUACAAGAAUAAGGUCAAGAAAGAAGAUACCACUUAUCUGACCAUGAUACAAUUUUUGAAACAUCUUCCUGAUACAAAAGUAGAUGCUGCCUACGGAUUAGUUGGACUCUUCAUUCUCUAUCUUUGGCAAUUUGUCCUUAAUAAACUUAUCGAAAGGAAUAAACACAAUACAAGGAGAAAGAUGGCAUUCAUCUACUUAUUGAACUUGAGAACUGCUUUUGUGAUCAUCAUUUCAACUUGUAUUUCUUAUGGUAUUUUGAGGUAUCACCCUAAAAAGGAAAAGCCUCCUUACUCAAUUAUAGGUGUCAUUCCUUCAGGUUUGAGACAUGUUGGUAGGUUUGUGCCAAAACCAACGCUAGCCGCUAAGUUAGCCUCUGACAUUCCAAUUUCCACCAUAGUCCUUGUCUUAGAACACAUUUCAAUCUCCAAAUCCUUUGCCAGAAUUAAUGGAUAUAGAGUCAAUCCGAAUCAAGAAUUUAUUGCUAUUGGUUUCACGAAUAUGGUUGGAACCUUUUUUAACGCAUACCCAGUUACUGGUUCAUUCUCAAGAACAGCGCUUUCUGCAAAGUGUGGUGUGAAGACGCCGUUCAAAUCUGCAUUCUCAGGUGGCUGUGUUUUAUUGGCCAUUUAUUGCUUCACGGGAGGUUUCUACUACAUUCCUAAUGCUACAUUAUGUGCUAUUAUUAUUCAUUGUGUUACUGGACUACUUGCAUCUUAUGAUUUGACCGCAAAACUCUAUAUGUUUAGCCCAGUGGACUUCGUCAUUUUCAUUGUGGGUGUUUUCAUUACAGUUUUUGCAAGUAUUGAGGAUGGUAUCUAUUGGGCUAUUUGCGCUUCUUGUGCUACUGUUUUAUGGAGAAUGUUACUUCCGAAUGGUGCAUUCUUAGGCCGUGUCAAAGUUGCAACUAUCAGAAAUCCACUUCUGGUUAAGAAUGCUAGACCUCAGAAUUCCGAGCAGCAGACCGAUUUGGAUUCAGCAAUAGAAGAAGCUAAAGGUGACUCGAAUUCAAUCCAACAGCUCAAAAAUGAUAACGCAGAUGUAACGAGCUUUGUUAAGACAACAGAGGUCGAAACAACGGUAUCGAUUAGUUCUUUGACCUCUUAUCAGUAUAAAUGGGUUCCAUUACCAAACAAUGCCUCAAAUCCAAGCUUUGUGCAUACUAGAUAUGUCAAUGCACAGAUUAACGUUGAGGAUCCUCCUUCAGGAAUCUUAGUUUACAGAGUUUCAGAAAAUUUCAUUUAUACAAAUUGUUCACUCCAAAUUGAUCAAAUAAUAAGUCAAGUGCGAGACACUAUGAGACCUUACAAAAGUGAUAGAGAAAGGUUAUGGUGUGAAUAUACCUGGGAGGAGAAAAACUGGGACUUCAACUUCAAAAAAGCAGACGAAGCAGAUGACGGAACGUUGAAACCAAAACUCAGGAUUCUACAUUUGGAUUUCUCACAGGUAGUAGCGGUUGACUCAACUUCAGUUCAAGCACUUCUUGAUCUGAGGAAGACAAUUAACGACUACUGUGGCCCUGAUUGGGAAAUGCACUUUAGCGGAAUCAUAAAUCCUUGGGUUAUCAGAGGGUUGUUGAACGCAGGGUUCGGUGACAACAGCCCAGAUAAGGCUGAUGACUUGGUGGACGAAUACUUGAAGGAGGAAUUUAGAUCCAUCCCUCUCUGGAAAAAACGUGUCGCCGAUGUUGACGAUGACAGCGAAUUCGAUGAAGAAACAGGGUCGCAAAAAGUAGUUGCUCACGGUGGCGACUUGGAGGUUGGAAUUGCAGAGGAUGGCAAAAUGUAUCCAAUAUUCAGCACUAACCAUCCAAAUUUCCAUGUUGAUAUACCAUCUUACACGGAAUAUAGCUGA
Pichia membranifaciens NRRL Y-2026 is the source of this 2469-nucleotide messenger RNA. RefSeq lists its product as hypothetical. The record is from RefSeq and is a predicted model, not a curated record. Gene Ontology annotation, cellular component: membrane. Gene Ontology annotation, biological process: transmembrane transport. The transcript is spliced from 2 exons. Gene Ontology annotation, molecular function: sulfate transmembrane transporter activity. The coding region runs from base 1 to 2469 and encodes 822 amino acids. NCBI's taxonomy places the organism in Eukaryota, Fungi, Ascomycota, Pichiomycetes, Pichiales, Pichiaceae.